AUGGCUGGUAGUGCCGAUCUUACCAUAGUGUGCAAAGGUGCUAUGAACCACAAUAACCCAGAGCCUGACAAGGGCACAGACCACAAGCCUGGAAGUGAAGGCGAUUCCAUGAGAAGGCCCCGUGGCAGGCCCACAGGCUCAAAAAAUAAGCCAAAGCCACCCAUAAUCCUCACCAGAGACAGUGCAAAUGCGCUUCGAGCACAUGCCAUGGAGGUGAGUCCUGGAUGCGAUGUGACUGAAAGCCUAACGACCUUCGCGAGGAGGAAACAACGUGGCAUUUCCGUGCUCAGUGCUACAGGCUAUGUAACUGAUGUUUCACUGCGCCAACCGGGCUCAACUGGUGCCAUUCUGACCCUCCACGGGCGGUUUGAAAUUCUGUCACUCCAAGGGUCAAUCUUACCACCACCUGCCCCACCAGGGCUGACUAUAUACUUGGCUGGUGCUCAGGGGCAGGUGGUAGGUGGUGGCGUAGUCGGUGCACUUAUUGCAUCUGGUCCAGUCGUAAUUAUGGCUGCUACUUUCAUGAAUGCCACUUAUGAAAGGUUGCCCCUGGAAGAGCAUGAAGCAGCAGAAAAUCAUCACCAGCAUUUCCAGAAUGUCCGCCAGGCGCAGCAGCAGCAUCACCACUUUGAUAUUUCUGAAAUAUAUGGGAAGCCACUGAAUUUGCCUAGUAAUGGUACUUCAGUGCCUUCAGAGAUAUAUACAUGGACAUCAGGCCGUCAAACACUUUCCAAGACUUGAAGAUUGUUGAUUGGUACUGAAGAUUAAUUUUAUUUAUAUUUGUUUAGUCGAAAUGAAAGAUUCAAAAUACCAUGUUAACUUUUAUUUAUAUUUAGGUUAAUCGAAAUGCAAAAAAAAAAAAAGUUUAUUUAAUUUGUAAAACUUCAUGUUUUUAUAAAAGUUAGUUUCUUCA
Messenger RNA from Daucus carota subsp. sativus, 913 nucleotides. Its product is annotated as AT-hook motif nuclear-localized protein 16. The record is from RefSeq and is a predicted model, not a curated record. Gene Ontology annotation, molecular function: minor groove of adenine-thymine-rich DNA binding; DNA-binding transcription factor activity. Bases 1 to 741 code for a protein of 246 amino acids. The transcript has a single exon. Gene Ontology annotation, cellular component: nucleus. NCBI's taxonomy places the organism in Eukaryota, Viridiplantae, Streptophyta, Magnoliopsida, Apiales, Apiaceae.